AUGGAGCAAUUAUCAGAUGAAGAACUUGAUCAUGGUGCAGAAGAAGAUAGUGAUAAGGAAGACCAAGAUCUGGACAAGAUGUUUGGACAAUGGCUUGGGGAGCUGGACAAACUCACACAGAGUUUGGAUACAGACAAGCCCAUGGAGCCAGUGAAGAAAUCCCCUCUUCGCCAAGAAACCAAUAUUGCCAAUUUCUCCUAUCGCUUCUCCAUGUACAAUUUGAAUGAAGCCUUGAAUCAGGGGGAGAGUGUGGAUCUGGACGCCCUCAUGGCUGAUCUUUGUUCCAUAGAGCAGGAGCUCAGCAGCAUUGGGUCACAAUCAGCCAAUAGUGCUGCCAUGAAGCGUCUAGCCACAGAAACAAAAGUAGCUCAGAAACCACCUGCUGGUCGACUUUCCUGUAAACACAGCAGUAUAAAAGGAUCGUCCUCUUCAUCUGGUAGGGUAACUAAGCCUUCAAAUGCCAACUUUUCCUUGGAGGACAUUACUACCCAGUUAGAGAAGGCUUCUUUGAGCAUGGAUGAAGCAGCCCAGCAAUCUGUAAUGGAAGAUGCUAAACCUGUAGUUACUGCUCAGCACAGAAGGACAGCAUCAGCUGGCACAGUGAGUGAUGCUGAAGUGCAUUCUAUCAGUAACUCAUCUCGUUCCAGCAUAACCUCUGCAGCAUCCAGCAUGGACUCCUUGGAUAUUGAUAAAAUGACAAGACCUCAGGAACUGGAUUUGACACAGCAAGGGCAACCCAUUACUGAGCACUCCUAUCUGGACAGGGAAACAUCCCUUCUUCUGAGAAACAUUGCAGGAAAGCCUUCUCAUUUGCUGACCAAGGAAGAACAGGCUGCUAAACUGAAAGCGGAGAAGAUCAGGGUUGCUUUGGAAAAGAUUAAAGAGGCACAAGUGAAAAAGCUGGUAAUCAGAGUUCACAUGUCUGAUGAUAGCUCCAAAACUAUGAUGGUGGAUGAGAGACAGACAGUAAGGCAAGUGCUGGACAAUCUGAUGGACAAAUCCCACUGUGGCUAUAGUUUAGACUGGUCACUGGUAGAAACCAUAUCUGAAUUACAAAUGGAAAGAAUCUUCGAGGACCAUGAAAAUUUAGUUGAAAAUCUUCUAAACUGGACCAGAGACAGUCAAAACAAACUUAUAUUUGUGGAACGUAUAGAAAAAUAUGCACUUUUCAAAAAUCCCCAGAACUAUUUGCUGGGGAAAAAAGAAACCUCUGAGAUGGCAGACAGAAAUAAAGAAGUGCUGCUGGAGGAAUGUUUUUGUGGAAGUUCUGUAACAGUGCCAGAAAUAGAGGGAGUCCUGUGGCUGAAAGAUGAUGGCAAGAAGUCUUGGAAGAAGCGUUAUUUUCUUUUGCGAGCUUCUGGAAUCUACUAUGUCCCUAAAGGAAAAGCAAAGGUCUCACGAGAUCUGGUGUGCUUUCUUCAGCUAGAUCAUGUCAAUGUUUACUACGGACAGGACUAUCGGAACAAGUACAAAGCACCUACAGAUUACUGUUUAGUGCUGAAGCACCCUCAGAUUCAGAAAAAGUCUCAGUAUAUCAAAUAUCUCUGCUGUGAUGAUGUGAGAACUCUACACCAGUGGAUAAAUGGCAUCCGUAUUGCUAAGUAUGGGAAGCAACUGUAUGUGAACUAUCAGGAAGCACUGAAGAGAACAGAGUCAGCAUAUGACUGGACUUCCUUGUCAAGUUCCAGUAUCAAGUCAGGAUCCAGCUCUUCCAGUUUACCAGAGUCUCAGUCAAAUCACUCUAAUCAAUCUGACAGUGGAGUUUCUGACACCCAACCAACUGGCCAUGUCCGUUCCCAAAGUAUUGUCAGCUCUAUCUUCUCUGAGGCCUGGAAGCGAGGCACUCAGCUGGAAGAGUCCAGCAAGGCCAAAAUGGAGUCUGUGAGCCGACCUUUCACUUCACUUGCACCUGCCAUGUCCCCGCAAAUUAAAGUGGCUGCCCCAUACACAGCUUCUCAGCCAUCGCCUCCCCUUCCACCGCCACCACCGCCACCACCUCCACCUCCUCCACCCCCCCCUCCGCCGCCACCGCCGCCUCUUCCCAGCCAAUCUGUGCCUUCAACCGGCUCAGCAGCCCCCCUGUUUGUCAAGUACAGCACGAUCACGAGGCUGCAGAAUGCCUCCCAGCAUGCUGGGCCUCUCUUUAAACCUCCCCCCGUCACCCAGCAAAUGCCACCCCCCCCAGUGCUGGGAAAACUGCCCAUGCUGGUGGCUCCCCCUCCUCCCCCACCUCCUCCUCCACCUACCCCUGGAUCAGCUAUGGCACAGCUGAAACCAGCCCCCUGCACCCCAUCAGUGCCACCGUUCACCCCACCACCACCACCCCCUCUCAAAAUCCAUCAGGUUCCACAGAACGUUACUCCAGCGGCUGCAUCAUCACCACCCCUUCUCCCUCCCCCUGUGCCUGCAGCGCCUCCCUCCCCAGCCCCUCCUAAACCCUUCCUACCUGUCCCCACGCAGGCAAGUGUAAAGGCGGCAUCGCCCAUCGUGACCCACAUCCCACCACCCGGGCCCGUUCCCCUUCCCCCUCCCCCUGCAAUAAAAAAGCAGCCAAAUUUCACAGCUUCCCAAGUUCCUCCACCAGCACCUGUUCCUCCAGGGCCUACUCCCCCACCCACCUUACCAAAACAGCAGAGUUUCUCUGUUAAACCUCCCCUAACCCCUCAGUCUCCUGUGCCAUCUGUUGUGAAGCAGAUAGCCAGUCAGUUUCCACCUCCCCCGACCCCUCCAGCCACAGAGCCUCAGCCUUUAAAGCCUGUCCCAGUAAGUGGGGCGCCACAGUCUCCCCCAGCAGUGAAAGCAAAGCCCAAGUGGCAGCCCACCUCUGCUCCAUCUCCUGAUUUUCCUCCUCCUCCACCUGAGAGCAGCUUAGUGUUUCCUCCCCCACCUUCCCCAGCUCCCUCUGCAGCUUCUCCUACCCUGGACAAGGCGGGAACUCCAGUCAAAAAGGCCAGCAAGACCUCAAGUCCUGGAGGGAAGAAACCACCUCCAACACCUCAGCGAAACUCCAGCAUCAAAUCCAGCAGCUCUGCUGAGUACCAUGAAUCUAAGAGACCUUCGGUGGACAGUCUUGUCAGCAAAUUUGGACAUCCACCAGAGCCUUCAGGAUCUCCUUCCAAGGAACCUCCACCUCCUCCUGCAGCUCCUCCAAAGCCAGGAAAGCUAAAUCUUUCUGGGGUGAAUCUUCCUAUAGUUCUUCAGCAAGGAGGUAUUGCAGCAAAGGUACCUGCAGUAGGAGUGUAUGGGAAGGAGCCCAUGGUAGAAUUUCCUUCUCCUCCAUCCGAUUCAGACUUUCCACCACCUCCACCAGAAAUAGAUCUACCUUUACCACCUGUAGAGAUCCCAUCUGUGUUUUCAGAUAGCACUUCUCCAAAAGUUGCUAUUGUUAAUCCCCAGCCUCAGCCCUGGUCUAAAUCAUCAGUGAAAAAAGCCCCUCCUCCCACACGUCCCAAGCGGAAUGACAGCACCCGGCUUACGCAGGCAGAAAUCAUGGAAUCACAGGGGCCAGUCAGUCCACAAGUGCCCACCUCACCCAAGUCCAGCCUUAGUGUUCAGCCUGGCUUCCUGGCAGACCUAAACAGGACUCUGCAGCGGAAGUCCAUCACUCGGCAUGGCUCCCUCUCUUCUUCCCGUGUGUCCAGAACAGAGCCGACUGCCACGAUGGAUGACAUGGCAUUGCCUCCACCCCCACCGGAACUGCUUGUGGACCAGCAAAAGACUGGCAGCUAUGGAGGCAGUCAUAUAUCAGGCUAUGCAACGUUGCGGAGGGGGCCACCGCCUGCUCCCCCCAAAAGGGAUCAGAACACCAAGCUGUCUAGGGACUGGUAAUUAUUAGGUGAACUAUAUUUUGCGUGACUUUUUCAGUCAAUUCUACAAUCAGCAAAUCUGUACUUUGUGUGUAGAGAGAGAACAUGUGACCUGUGUGAUAACAUGAUCAAGAGGUGAUCUCCACCGUCACUAAGGGUAACUAUAUGCAUUCCCUUUCAGAACUAGUCCAAAAAGUUUGAGGGUUUGGGUUUGACUGUUUCAAGGGUGAGGAGGGGCAUUGUCCUCUCCCUUGCAAUUUCUUUUAUCCUUCAUAUGGAUUGGACCAAAAACCUUUCUUACUUUUUUUCUGCAUUUAAGAAAAAAAAGAAAUUUUUUGUAGCGUCUGUCCAUGUGAGAUAUGUUUGUGCAUGUAUUAUAAAUGUAGCUAUAUUAUAGAUUGUGAUAUUAAGUCGCAGUUAUAGAAGAUAACCAGAAUGUUUUUGUAGAUCUGUAUUUAUUGUUUCAGUCCACUGACGUAUCUAUUACUCAGAAUUGGACUCUAACAGUCAAACCUUUACAUGAAGAUGUAAGGGGCACUUUAAAUCAGAAAAGCAUCUUUUGGCAGUUUGUGACGGGUAAAUGGUACAGAAUUGUAAUAUUCUGUCAGUAUCUGUACAUUUUCAAUUGAUUGAAAAUACAGACACAACAUACCAAAACAUUCUGGUCGUAAUACUACUGAAAAUAAAUACAUUUUGGGGCGAGGGGAAAAAAGUUAUAUAUAUUGGGCUGGAGUGAAAUAUAUUUAUACUAUAAAGAGCCUCCCCCUCCAAAUAGUUGAAAACCACUCACAGCUCCAAGUUCCUUGCCCAUACAGUAAGUGGGAUAUAUAUAUAUUAUUCCAAUCCAAUACACAUUCUAAUGUGGUAAAAAGCCUGGUAGCCACAAUUCCUUACUUUGACCCAUUGGGAGGCUUAACGGUCUGUCAUGUGAUACAUCAGUACAUGUGUACAUCUUAUUGAAAAUACAGGUAUGUUUCUGUAUUCAGUAAUACUCUCUGCCACAUGCACACACUAUAUAUAGAUGCUCACCUUAUCUGUGCCUGAAGAGAUGAAUUAUCUUUACAAAAAAUGGCUGAGAACCCUUGAGGAAGCAUUGUGUGUAAUUCGCCAGCUGUGAGCUAGAAGCUUUCAUUUGGGGAGGGAGGGAUGGAAGUGGUAAUUUCAGUCCACGAAUAGCUAGGAACCUGUUUUCUUUGACCUUUUCAGACGGCAAUGAAUGCAUAAGCCUAUUAAUUAACAAAUUGCACUUCUGGCAGUCAUGGAAGAUGACUGAAAAAAUAUAUAAUUUGGGAACUGAUAAAAUCUGUUAGGAAUCCAGUUACAUCAUCAGGGGCCUUAUUAGGUGGAAAUAGAAUACUUUAUUUGAUUUGUUAUUUAUUUAUUGCUGAUUACAACCAUAAGAUCAAAAUAAUAGAAUCCUUUUUCUUGUAAUCUGCUAGUUUUUGAUUGUGCAGUCUUACCUGGGUAUCAGACAUUGUGAUAUGGUAGUAUACUUCGUAUAAGCGAUCUUGCAUCUCAUGCAUGUGCAGUACAGUGUACGUUGUAAAAUAACUCAAUAUUAGCACUGUACCUUAACAUGUUUGUUUGUGUGAAUUUCCCUGAUCACUAAAGGGACACUAUCAAGUUUGGGGUGGUCAGAUUUUUACUAUUUUUUCCUUCAAAAAUAAAUUCUAAAUGCUCUUAUUUUUUUCUCAAACAAGAAACCAAGAAAGCAGUCCAGAAAUCACAAGCAAUGCUGCAACAGAUCAUGUGCGUCGAAAAGUAGAAACUAAUAUUUGGUAAGAGAGAAUAUUUGCCAUUUGAGAAGCAUCGUUACAGCAUUCCCCCUUUUUAAAAAUAUAGUAAUCCACGUGAGGAAAUGAGUGUUUGAUUAGGAAAGAAGCUGUCACAAACCAUCUGUACUUGUAUAGUUCUAUAUAAGUGCAUUGUGAAAAGAGAAAAUGCAUGGUGCUGUCUCUGCUGACCUGUUUCAUAUGAUUUUGAAUCUGCUUCAGCACCUCCAGGAAAUGGUUGUAAUAUUUUAGAGUAGUUUAUUUGAGCAAUAAGAAUAUACCAUUGUGUGCAUUUUUAAAGCACUGCUGUGGAAAGGCACUUUUUUGUAUCUUUCAAACUGUUCACAAGUUUUAUUUAUACUAUUUUUGUGCUUAUAAAGUGUCCUUAAAAGCAUUGGCAUUGUUGAUUUUAAGCAUGCUCAGUUAGCUGAUUAGUGUCUUAUUAACAAGAUUGUUGAACUAUGCUACAAUUAAUGGGUGCUGUAAUUUUCUACAUUCUUCCUUCUGCUGCUUGGUACUGUAUGCUGGCCCUCGAUCUCGCACCUUCCAGUGGAGUUAAAGGUGCACAGAUAGGAAUUCUAGCCUCAUUGUUUUUAUUGACAAGUUUACCUAGUGAUCACUGCCAGCCAUGCACCCAUGUUCUCUGUGAGCUAACUCAGUUAAUUAAUUCUUUUAUCUUCAUCCUCUCUCCCCUCCAAUAACUCCACUGGUGUGUGUCAGCCCUAUCAUUCUUUCUUUUAUUCAUUUGAUGUAGGUGCCUCUGGGAUCUGUACUUGUUCGUAAUUAUGGCAGAGGAAUGUCUUAAAUGCAAUUUCUUCAAAGGCAGAUCAGACUUGUUCUCGGUUUCCUAUGAUCAAGUUCAUUUUUCUAAUACUUGUUUCCCAUGGGACCAUGAAUCUGUGCUAACUAAUGCAGGCCACUGAACUGUUUGCUGGAAGUCAGAAAACCAAACUCCAUAUUUGCAGCAAAAAGAGUGUGUCAUCCAGGGAACAGGAAUUAAUCUUUUUAUUUGUUAGCUUUGGGCAAUCCAACAGCCUUUUGUGUCUUUGAAGAAAUGCUAAUGCCGCAAAUUUCCACAGUUCCCAUGUAUUUUAUUUCUGUACCUGCAUGAGUUUUAUGUAAACCAAAAGAUGCAGUGAUCUUUUAGAAUAGUGUCACUGCAGGGGUUUUCUGAAGUUUCUCCUUGAGUUCUGGUUUUCCCUCCUCUUAUUUUUCAGCAUUUGUGUUCUUGGCAAAACUCUCUAUUUCAAGGUGCUGUAGUCUUUGCUAGCGUCUGUCCCCAGUCCAGUGCUGGUACAAGCUAAGUAGUAAAAACUGGCUGCAACGCUCUCAACGAAGCAUACUGAAACUAGACAACAGGGUGGCAAAAAUUAAAUUACCUGGUUGCCGUUGCAAACCUUGAGAUUCCUGAUGGCAACUUGCUUUUCCAACUUACUGGCUGUUCUGAUCUAGUGUUCAAAUAUAUAAGCCUUGUUUGCAAGUAAUUUUCUCCCUGCUCAUUGAUUUGGAAAUUGCCUCAUUUCUUCCCUCUCUUUUAACCCCUUUGCUUCCCCCCUCUCUCUCUCUCUCAUAGCAAGAAAGUAGUUUCUGCAAAGAAUAUUGACCAUAAAUUGGCCAUAAUUUGGGUUUAGUCAGCGUAGCACCUUGGAGCUGACCAGCCAUACUUUAGGACAGAUGGCUUGAUCCCACAUUAUUAACAAAAUACAGGUGUAGUUUAAAUUACUUUUAAACAGAUAUUUGCCACUUGCUAGGACCUCCACUGAGAGUGCUUUUUCUCUUGCAAGAGCAGCUGAUCCCAGAGCUGCAUUCCUUAGCCUGUUGUGAUGUUCUCUAUACCUAUUUUCCCAUCUGGAAAAUGGGGAUAAUGCCUGUCUACCUCACUGGGGUGUUGUGGGGACUAAUUAAUAUUUGAAUAUGUAAAACAGUAUUUUCACCAAUCUUGUAGGAGAAACACAAGCCCUGUGAUAGAGCCUAGUAUAGAAGCACAAGAGAAAAUGACAUCCGUGUAAGGAAAUGUGACUAUUCUAGUCAGCCUGUGUAUGUUGUUAAUGAUUUAGAAUCUGAAGCUCUUUUUCUGUUUAAAAAAAAAAAAAAAAAAAAAAUUUCACCUUUAAUCAAGAAACACUGAUAGGUCUGCAAGGUGCUUGGAGUUGCAGCUGCCUGAGGGACUAGAAUUGAUGUGAGAAUGAAUGUGUGUUUUUCAGAGCGCUUUGCUAAACCGAAGCCAGCCAAGACGGGACAGAGGUGCUUUCAAUACAGCAAGACCAGGCAGUGAUGCUUUAGGUUAGCUGACUGAUGCUCCUACUGAAUGUCAGUACUGAGAAAUACAAAAUAGGUAGGAAGAAAUCGCUGAGUGAAGGAGGUAGAGUGACAUGAACAUAUACCACAGUGACAGGCCACUAGAUUUCUCUUACGUUUGGGACAAGGUGGAACUCAGGGGCUAAAUGGCAAGUCUGAGGCCUCAGAAUAAGUACAGUGAGAAUUGAUGAGGUCAGAGAGUAAGUGGGGGAAAGAGAAGAGAGGACUAGGGAACAGCUCCUUAAAAUGAGAAAUAGGAGGAACUGGAGCCAAGUUUGGUUAUCCCUUCUAAUGUUGUCUGAGCAAGUAGCAACCACUAGUUGCUAAGUGCCACAGCCUAGUAGAAGGAGGCAGAAUUCAUUCAGAAGAAUGUAACAAGCAAAGCCAAGUGUGUACUGAAACAGAAACAGUGGAGGACCAGAACCAGGGAGCCCCUUCAGGGUAAAUUAGGAUGACUACAAAACACAAGAGUUGGCCCAUCCCAUUGCUCACCUGGGAGAAAGUUAUCCUGGUGCUGCUUCUCCUUGGUAGCACCUGUGGCCAUCAGCUAAAGGGGCAUUUCUGCCUCUGUUUGUAUUGCAGCAGGAGUCAUAGUUAGUCCUGUGGUAUAUUUUGCUGGGACUCAGUUACUUUAGAAAGACCGACCAGGCUUAAUUUCAUAGACUGUCAAUUAACUAAAAAAAAGUACUUUAACAUGUAGUUGAUCACCUCUGAAUAAAGAUCAUAACAGUUAUUGUGGGUGUGAUUGAAAUGCAGGUGUUUUAAAAUAGCUUAGUGUGGAAGUGCACACUUUCCAGAAUGAGUUUACAUGUAAAUUGGAGGAAUAGCUGACAUUUUGCUGAUGUCUUCUAGCAAGUAGGAGAACAUUGCCCUUUACUAUGAAAGUGGAGAGCAUUGAUCAUCCAAACACAAGCGCUGUGUCCUUGGUAAUGCUUUGCUUAUAAAACACUGUUGUUUUGCCACAGAUGGACAUUAGAGCUCUGAAUGUAGCAAAUAUGUCAACUUACUGCACUGAAUAUGUGGAGGUCUGCAAAGCUAAGAGAGCACCUCCAUAAUGUGCCCAGAGAGAACGAUCACCAUUUGUAGUGCAGUGCAGAAAAAAGCAAACUGUCCCCUAGGUUCAGAACAGAGAGAGAGAAAUCUAAACAAUUCUCAGCCAAGUGUAGUUUUGAAAUUGCUUUAGUGUCUAGUGCUUGGAUGUUCUAGCAUUGCACAGUAAGAAGCUAUUGUCAUCUUUUUACCUCAGUGCCCAGAGGUUAAAUUAAAUCCAAGAACAGUCAGCCUCAGUCUGGGUUGAAACUAUUUUCUUCCAUCAGAAGAGAAGUGAAAGUGCAGGUUCAGCACUAGAAGGAAAAAAUGAUUUUUUUCCACUUGUUACAGAAAACUGUGAAGAGCCCUAUUACAUUAGCAGGCGACAAGGUGAAAUUGUUUUUCAUGCAGCUGAAGUGGGCGCUAUCUUGUUAGUUUUUUUAUGCAGCCCUAACAUCCAGGAAUCUAAAUGACUAUUGCGUGAUACAACCACUCCAUCCAGAAUAACUCCAUUGAAAUCAAUACCGUUGCUCUGGAUUUGCAGUGAGGUGACUUAGAACAGAAUGUUUUGUAUUUGUCGGCUCUUGUUCAGACAGAUAUAAAUUCAGGGAAGUCUUAGGGCCCAUGCUAUACAGUAGGUCCGACUAGCUGAUCACCAUGGUAUGUUCCGUGGUAGAUAAGUAUCAGCUUUUAUAGAGCGGAGGAGGUCUGUUGGUCCUUGAUGGAGCAAAAGUCCGAUCUGAGCUGGAGUUCUGCGUGAAAUUGGCCAUAGUAUGUUCCAGUCUAUCUAUUAGCGCUACUGAAAAUUAAAUCCAAGGACACUUGUUUAUAAAUUUGCAGCGGGGUUGUUGCAACUCACUCUCUAAAUCUUUUUUGCAAUUUCACAAAUGUUCAGCAUGCAGGUUUUCCUUUUCCAUAAAACUAAAUUUGCUGAAAUCUCAACUAUUCAAAGUUUUGAUACUAGUAACUCUAAUUCAACAGCCAGCCAUAACCUGAGAUAAAGACCCAAAUAAUCUGUCCAUUUUUUUUCUUCUUAGAAGAGUACAUAUUAGUAAUUUAAGUGUUCCUCUACUGUUACUAACAGUCUAGCAUAUUAACAUUGAAGUGAUUUUAAAUAUUUUACAUCGCUUUUUAUUUUAUGAGGGGGCGCAAUUUUCUUCAGGCUGGACAGUAAAAAUAGUCUUAUAUGCUUCUCUUUAGACUCGUUUUCAGUUCCUGGUUCUCUCAAAUUAGGAGGAUGCUGUAGAGCAGAUGGGUGGCAAACACUUCAGGGGAAAUGUUAUUUCUGUUUCCUUUGAAACGUUUAAGCUCUGAAGGUUCCUGUCUGUAAAGCUUUUAUUUAUAACAUCGGCAUUUUUGUUGUGCAGUGACUUGCCAUCCCUUUCAAGUCUCUUCAUCUGGGGGGGUAAAAACAGCAAAGCAUUCCAGUAAUAAGUUACGUGGUGCUGAGAGCAAAGGGUUCUGCUGAUCGUUACAUCUCAUGAAUUACAGUCUUAGUUAAGCUUUGAAGAGAGAAAUAAGGACUGCAAAUACAUUUAUUCCUUGUAUAUUUAAAUAAAAAACACCACAGAGAAUGGAGCCAGUAAUGGUCCACCUGGAUUCACAUAGGAUCUAAUACUGGGGUUGGAGGUGGGGUGAAUGGAUGCUGUGGGUGUUUAGCACCUAUCAGGCCUGUGUAUGGUGCUUGAGAGGAGAUGCAGCAGAGGCUGGGCAGAAAGACUGUCAAUUACCCAAACACAUUCCUGCCUGGCUUUGAGGUGCAAUAUCAUAAUAACUAACGAACAACUUGCAAAUAGUGUUCCUGAGAUAAGGAACUACUAGUAUAAAAUUUCAAAAUCCUUGUUGAGACUACAACCUCAGCUGCACGGUGGAUGGAACACUGCUUCUGCCUGGUGUUUUAAGUCCUGACUAUAGUUUUAGAAGGCAUGAGGAUUGACUUCUUCCUCUACCAUGAGUAUCCACCACUGCCCUAGCUGCACUUCUUUGUGAUUACGCUGCUGCCUAACAAAGAUGUAGCCGUUAUCUGCUUUCUUGGUUCUUGAGAAUGAGCAUGUAGGAGUUGGGGUGCAGCUAAAUUAAAGAGGACAACAGGUGCCAGUGUACAGCAUGAAGAGCUAAGGCAGGUGUUUUGCAAGAGGUGGCAGGCUUGUGGCCCUGUGGGGUAGAUGCUGUUGCACAUUUGUAGGGUAAUAAUUAUCUAGACCAGUGGUUUUCAACCUUUCUUCAUUUGCAAACCCCU
This is a messenger RNA of Chelonoidis abingdonii (Abingdon island giant tortoise), 11144 nucleotides long. The record is from RefSeq and is a predicted model, not a curated record. NCBI's taxonomy places the organism in Eukaryota, Metazoa, Chordata, Testudines, Testudinidae.